This is a messenger RNA of Leptidea sinapis, 2554 nucleotides long. RefSeq names its product growth arrest-specific protein 2-like (gene gas2). Gene Ontology annotation, cellular component: actin filament. Gene Ontology annotation, molecular function: microtubule binding; cytoskeletal adaptor activity; actin filament binding. The record is from RefSeq and is a predicted model, not a curated record. The transcript has 10 exons. The coding region runs from base 265 to 1914 and encodes 549 amino acids. Lineage: Eukaryota; Metazoa; Arthropoda; Insecta; Lepidoptera; Pieridae. Gene Ontology annotation, biological process: actin crosslink formation.
GAUUGGCCCUACUGCGGCAAGUCGCUAGUCGCUACUCGCUUGACGCUUCAGUCGGGCGCUACUACGCGUGCCAGUAACACGUAUCAGUGCGGUAGCGCCAAUAGCACGCGCCACGCGUGUAUCCGACGCGGUUACAAUGUUUAGUGCUUACUAAGCGUAAUAUUUAGUAAUUGUUCUGUGAUACAUGUGGCUUAACAUUUAUGAUCAGAUUAAUAAGAUUGCCGUCCGUAUUAAGAUUUUUUUAAUGUUGAUGUGUCUGGCGCUAUGGCGUGCUACAGUUGUGACAGGCAGGUUUUCAACGCCUUCGAUCGGAACAGGAAGAUGAGCAGCACCUUCGCUGACUGUGCACUGGCGGCGCAGUCUCCGAGCUCUGACGAUGAGGAUCUGUACCGGGAGAAGGCGCUGCACUCGCAGGCGAGGCAGCUGUUCCCUCUACAGGAAGACCUGGCUGAUUGGAUAAACAAGACUAUUGGAAUAACGUAUCUGAACGGAGAAAAUUUUUUGGACGUGUUGGACAACGGAGUGGAGCUUUGCCAAUUAGCGUCCGUCAUCCACGACAAAGCUAGGGAGGCUCUGGACCAAGGACUCAUAGUUGGACCGGUACCAACUAUUCGCGGAAAAUGUUGGCAGCGCGCCGGGCGGGGCAGUUUCUUCUCCCGUGACAACGCCGAGAACUUCAUCACCUUCUGUCGCAACCUGGGUGUUCAUGAGAAUCUUCUCUUUGAAAGCGACGACCUGGUGGUGCACAAUCAGCCGCGGCAGGUGAUCCUGUGCCUGCUGGAGGUGGCGCGCCUGGCCACGCGCUAUGCCGUGGAGCCGCCCGGGCUGGUGCAGCUGGAGAAGGAGAUAGCGGCCGAAGAAUGUGACUCGGGCCUGGAGUCUUCCAUGUCGGGCGCCUGGCACUUCCGGGACGCCUCGCCCCCGCUGACCGCCCACUCAUCAAAGGUGGACCCAACACCCGCCACACCGGAGAAUGACAGUAGCGCGGUAGACAACUGCGACGCCGCCAGCACCAAGUCUGGGGACAGCGGGCGCUCUGGGUCCAGCGCCGACACUGACACUGACGUGCCUCUCAACCCCACAAACGAACUGGACAAGCGGGUGCAAACAAUUACGAGUUUGUUGGAGCGAGGAUGCCGCUGCAACUCUGAGAAGUGCUCCCGGAUGCUGAAGAUGAAGAAGGUUGGGGAAGGCCGAUACAAAGUCGCCGGUCGAAACGUGUUUAUCAGACUCUUGAAGGGGCGCCACAUGAUGGUGCGUGUGGGAGGCGGCUGGGACACCCUGGAGCACUUCCUGUCCCGCCACGAGCCCUGCCAGGUGCGCCUCGUCACGCCCGCGGCACAGACCCCGCCCCUCGCACCGCCUCCCGCCGUGCACCCUCGCACAGCUCGCAAGACAUCACCGAUCAUUUCAAACACCAAAAGCCGGCCGCAAUCCUCCUCAUCGGCCCCCGAGCCUAGGCCUCUCCGCUCAGCCCGGACGCCUACCGAGGAAAAGAAACCGUUUGUCGCGGCGGUACCGAAAAAAUCUCGCAGCAUGAGCCUGGCGCACGUCUCCUCUGACAACAAGUUCUGUGGCACGGACCGGCUGAACAAGAGUCGGAGUGCGAGCAUCUCCGGGCCGCAGCAGACCACGCAGGCGCGGCCGCGCAGUCUGCACCAGCCCACCACACUCUACACCAAGAAAGCCCGCAGCAUGAGUAUUCUGAUGGCGGGAGACGUUAGGAAGCCGCUCAGCAAGAGUGCGUCAGUGACCGGCGAGCGCGGUGCGCCCAUCACGCAGGCCUCCAUCGAGGAGAGCAUCCGCGCAUCGUUAGAGGCCCGAAUCGCCGACGUCGACUCGACCAAGAAACCCUUCCUGCACAUCAAAGCCAAAUAUAGAGGAUCACCGCCACGGGAGGUGCCGCCCAGAUAAUCUCCGCAUUCCAUUAGUUGUUAUUGAUGCUAGAUAUUUAGACGUAGUUUGUAGUUAGAGGUCUGUGGGGUGGAAACCUGUCACCGCCCGGAACCGAUGAUCCGUCAAACUGACCUGAGCCAGGCAGCGAUUGAAUCUAUUUUAUGUUUAAUGGUUACUUUUCUUUAAACUAUUAAUAUAAUUACACCGCUUGUCAGCUAGCUAAUAGAAGAGUUUACUGACAACCGGAGGAUUGUACCUAUUGUUUUUUUAUAUCUGGUAAGAGGAGGGGCUACGGGGGACUAGUCAUACUAAUUUAAUUUCCAUAUAUUUUUGCACAUAGAUAGAUAAGCACUAGAUAGACACGAUACAAUCAAUAAAUCUCAUCCGCGCCAUUUUGGUUUACUUUUACAAGUUUUGACAUAACACAUUAGUCCAUGAUAAAUUAUAAAAAUUAUUGCCACAAAUUGUUUAAUUUAUUUAACUAAAUUAAUUUCAAUAAUUUCUGUUGAAUAAUAAAUUAUUUAAAUUUUUGUGUUUGUUUUAAAGAAAAUAUUUUUAUAACCUAUUACUUAAUAAUCUUGUUUUUAAUCAAUAUUUGAAUACUAUUAUCUACAAUAAUAAUGUGCCAACAAUUCUUAAUAAAUUUUUUAUACUAUGA